Scleropages formosus (Asian bonytongue) is the source of this 2102-nucleotide messenger RNA. It is a transcript of the gene slc3a1, whose product is annotated as solute carrier family 3 member 1. The coding region runs from base 27 to 2054 and encodes 675 amino acids. The transcript is spliced from 10 exons. The record is from RefSeq and is a predicted model, not a curated record. Gene Ontology annotation, biological process: amino acid transport; carbohydrate metabolic process. NCBI's taxonomy places the organism in Eukaryota, Metazoa, Chordata, Actinopteri, Osteoglossiformes, Osteoglossidae.
UCGACGGGUGUCCGCGAGGCAGCAGCAUGAUGAUGAUGAUGAUGAUGAAAGAGGAGCCCAACGGCGCGGGACUGGAGCUCAAGCAGGGCGUCCGGAACGCGGCCUUCCAAGACGAUGAGGCCGUCCAGGUGGAGCCCACGGAGCGCGGCGACUCGGGGGACCCCGGGGAAAGCGAGUACACGCAGGUGAAGCCGUACCCGGGUAUGCCCAAGGAGGUCCUUCUGCUGUACUCGUGCCAGGCGCGCUACCGCGUCCCCCGCGAGAUCCUCUUCUGGCUCAUUGUGGCGCUCACGCUGGCGCUGAUCGCCGUCACCGUGGCCGUGAUCGCGCUGUCGCCGCGCUGCCUCAGCUGGUGGCAGUCGUCCCCGGUGUACCAGGUGUACCCGCGCUCCUUCAUGGACUCGGACGGCGACGGCGUCGGGGACCUCAGAGGUAUCAUGCAGAAACUAGACCACUUUGAGUACCUGAACAUUAAAGCCGUCUGGAUCAGCCCCUUCUACAAAUCGCCCAUGAAGGAUUUUGGGUACGAUGUGCAGGACUUCAGGGAUGUGGACCCUCUCUUCGGGACUUUACAGGACUUUGACGAUCUCCUUGCGGCCAUGCACGACAAAGGGUUAAAAAUGAUUAUGGACUACAUCCCCAACCACACCAGUGACAAGCACGUCUGGUUCCAGCUCAGUCGAAAUCGAACAAAGAACUACGAAGACUACUACGUUUGGGUGAACUGCACCCAAACAGAACCACCUAAUAACUGGGUGAGCAUAUUUGGGAACUCCUCUUGGACCUUUGAUGAGGUGCGGGGCCAGUGUUACCUGCACCAGUUCCUCAAGGAGCAGCCUGACCUGAACUUCCGUAAUCCCCUUGUGGUCAACGAAAUGCUAGAAGUCCUCCGAUUCUGGUUGGAGAAGGGUGUGGAUGGGUUUCGCAUGGAUGCCGUGAAGCACAUGCUGGAGGCGUUGCACUUGAGGAAUGAACCCCAGGUUGACCCUAACCAGCCCCCUGAGACUGUGGACACAGAGUUUGAACUUUACCACGACUACACCACCUCGCAGCCUGGCCUCCACGACAUCAUACGGAGUUGGAGAGUGGAAAUGGACAAGUACAGUACGGAGCCGGGGCGCUAUAGGUUCCUGGUGACAGAAUCCUAUGAUUAUGAGGAAAUUUACAAGACGAUGAUGUACUAUGGCACUCCGUUCAUCAAGGAAAGUGAUUUUCCCUUCAACUUCUACCUCCUUUACCUGCCUGACAACCUGUCUGGACAAGGAGCCUUUGACCUGGUUGACCUCUGGAUGUCCAACAUGCCUGAAGGACAAUGGCCAAACUGGGUGGUGGGCAACCAUGACAAGCCACGCAUCUCCUCCAGCGCAGGCCUGGAGUACAUGCGUGUCAUCAACAUGUUGCUCCUCACGCUUCCUGGCACACCCACAACAUAUUACGGCGAAGAGAUCGGCAUGGAGAAUGUGAACGUGACAGACAUACAAGACCCCUUUGGCAAAUUCAACCCAAAUAACUCGCGGGACCCCCAGAGAUCACCCAUGCAGUGGAGCCCGGAGGAGAAUGCUGGCUUCAGCAUCAAUAAGACUUGGCUUCCAGUGCAUCCUGACUACAAGACUGUAAAUGUGGAGGUCCAAAAGAAUGACAGUCGAUCAAUUCUGCAGCAGUACCGGGCCCUGAGCCAACUUCGAGAGGCAGAGCUCCCUCUACAGCGAGGCUGGAUGUGCUACGUGUGGAGCGAUGCUAAUGUCUUUGCCUUUUUGCGUGAGAUGGAUGGCUUUCCACAAGCUUUCCUCAUGGUGCUCAACUUUGGAGCCAAUGCAGUCACGGAUCUCUCCGCUGUGCCCGAGCUACCGGAGGAGCUGACUGUGCGGCUGAACACACACUCCAGACAACCAGGGACGCGAAUCCGAAAGUCCACGAUCAAUACGGAGAGUGGGGAGGGGCUGGUGCUGGAGUACUCAUCCCAGAAGAGGUUUUAUCCUGGCAACGUCUCAAAGUGCUAUGUUUCAGAGAAAGCAUGCUAUCUGAGUGCACUGAAUCUCCUGUACAAAUGCUGAGCAGAGCAACAUAGAGGGGAAUGUGAGGACCGGGGGAAACUAAAAAAA